Brassica rapa (field mustard) is the source of this 2395-nucleotide messenger RNA. RefSeq names its product UPF0725 protein At2g20620. Lineage: Eukaryota; Viridiplantae; Streptophyta; Magnoliopsida; Brassicales; Brassicaceae. The record is from RefSeq and is a predicted model, not a curated record.
CACCAUCAUUGGAUGCGAAUCUACCACUGGAUUUAAUGGUAUCACCAUCAAUGAAUCCGAACUCUACACCAGAUUAUGACUUCUCCAAUUAUCCUCAGUUCAGUGCUCCUUGUCAAGUUACUUAUACUCCCACUCCUCCCGGCGGUCACUUGGUUUUGUCUUACAACAGCCGUAAUGAUGCUUUGUAUGCAUGCGGAGCCUCUGCUCUGCGCCAAAAUUGGACUUCAUUGCUACAAUCUCGAAAAUGGGACUAACUUUGAACGUUCGCGUUCGGCUGUGCCUGAAGUAGCCGGCACACCGGAAUGUUGACAUUACGAGCAUGGGAUCUAGCUAGAGGUUGCUUUUGCAAGUUUGAAACAAAAGUUUGGUAUCCCACUCAGAAAAAAGAUUGCUUCCAUGUUAUCACAUCCCGCUGCAGAACCUUGCCCCCACUUCCUCCAGAAAAGGAGGAAAAGGAAGAAAGUGGAUUUGACAUACUUUCCUUGGAUGAACUAUUCAAAGGCAACAUGCCCGAUUGGUUGCCUGGUGACAGUAAGCUGCAUUACUACGAGAUGAAAGAAUCAGAGGUGGAACAAGCCAAAGAAUGGCUUCUUCUUUACGCUGAACUAGCCUGGUACACCAAGAAGCAGACGGACCCGUUCAUGUUUGAGUAUGGAAAGCCACUUGAGCUGCGAAAGAUAACUGUUCAAACCAAAGAAGUUGUCGACUCAAUGAAAAACGUAAAGUUGGAUAAUGCAGUUUUCUAUAUUAGCUUCCGGACAAGGUGCGGUGUUGUCUGCAAAGGUGUCAUAAGGAGAACAAGGGAUGGGAGGCCCGAGCAUUUAUCCGUUGAAGCCAAGUGUUUCAUGUGAUGUGUGAGCGGCUGAGAGUAAUCAAGUAACGUAUGUGUUCUAUCUAGCAAGUAUUUAUAGUUAAUUUAACGCCUUGUCCAAUAUUCAUCGUACUUGUUUCUAAUAAAGACAUGAUAAGCUUUUGUUGCCUUUAUUUUUAUCCCUAAAAAUUCUGUGUCAUGGUGUCUUUUAGACUUGUAUCAUAUUUUAUACGAUCAUAUGGUCGAGCUAUCACUCUUUCGUUGUGUUUUUUUUUUCGAUUCUCAGUUAACCUUGUUUUCUUGGUUUGAUGGAAGACGAUCUCUCACCACUCUCUCCUUUUCCUUUGUUUGUUUAAUUGUAUGAACACUAGUGGUUGAAUCAACUUUGUAUCCUGGGUUGAAAAUCGUCUUGCAAGUCUUACAAAUUUAAUCCAUCAAAAAAUAUUUUUUUAAUAUAUCUAUAUAUAUAUAUAUAAAUAUAAAAAUGUUUGCUUAUCUCCUAUGAUGCCACCUAAGAUGCCACGUCAGAAACUCAUGCGUUCUGGAGCUGACACGUGUUCAGAUAAGUAAAACUUUGCGUUUCAUUUAAUCGAGUUAUGUUUCGUUUGUUCACAUGUUAAUGGGCUUCUAAACAUUUAAUUGGCUCAAUGGAGAGAGGUUGUCUUUUCCGAUGGCGUGACCAAAAAUUAAGGCUCGUGUCCUCUUCGAUUUACACCAGCUAUGGAGGAGAUAUGAUGAAUUGAGUGAAUCAAAUCGACGUGAAAAACCUCCGUGCCAAGCUUUAAUUGCGUCUUUUUGUCUUCUAUUGUAAUCUUUCGAAUCGUUACGUAACAACCUUCAUAAAUGCUUCCAUGAUUUCUCAUUCAUUGUAUCAUGCUUUAUCCCUUUUUCCUAGCAAUGAAUCUCCACCCAUAAAAAGGUAAAGUUUCAUCUCUUGAAAAUCAUCCUCACAAAACCAAUAGCAUUCGAUAUUUUCUUAUUAUAAUAGUUAACUCCUCUCUUCGACUUGAUGAUCUGAAUUAUGGGUUGUUCUUCCACCUUAGAAGUGAGGUUGCUCAGUUUAUGGGAAAUUGAAAUGCUUUUUAUUGAUUCUAAGAUAUUUUGUUUUUAAAACAUAUCUUAGUAUUGAAAUAAUUUAUCUUUACGAAGAAGGUUGUAUAAUCUCAUAAAAGAAAUUAAAAAAAUGUAUCCUAAUGAGAGACUCUUUGAUAACAACAAAGUGUCUUUACGAGGUCAAAAUAGAAGGACAUACAUAUCCCUCAGUUAUGUCAUCGAGUUUACCUUCUCGCAGAUAUGGCUUCUCAAUGACUUAUUCAAAAAGUAUCUUAAAAUUUUAGUUGGCAGGUACACUCAGUUAACCCCUGAAAGCAUAAAACACAUCCAGAAAAAUUCAGUUAUCUAUAUGACAUUCAAGCACAUAACAGAACAGACUGACUACUUUACAGACAGGAAAACAGUAAAGUAAAACCCAUCAUCAAGUUAAGAAAAGAUGCAGAACACCAAUUCAUCAAACUAGAAACAAGACACAACAAUAGCAAGACUAUACAUUACAACAAUCUAAACGACACACACCAGUAGCAAGAC